AAUCGGAUCAAGGUGACAGACAAUAAACCGAGAUAUCAAAGACAUGCCUUAAAUUACUUUUAGACCAAUCAGAAUAAAGGGGCUGAACAUAAAGGAGUACAAUAUAAGGAAGCCACGAUCUGAGUUCACUUUACUGAAGCUAAAUAAAGCAGAAAUCUUAGACAUCUGGGCUGUGUUUGGACGACUACUAGACCCCUUUUAAACUCAAAAUCACUUGCUGGGAAAUGGCCAUGGAUAAGCCAGUUUGCCUCAUUGACACAGAGUCAGAUGGGAAGCUGUGUGUACAGCAGUCAGCGCUGCAGAUCCUGCAGAAGAUCGAGCAGCCGGUGGUGGUGGUGGCUGUGGUCGGUCUCUAUCGCACUGGGAAAUCCUACCUGAUGAAUCGGCUCGCAGGAAAACAAGCAGGGUUUGCACUGGGCAGCACAAUUGAGUCCAAGACGAAGGGCAUCUGGAUGUGGUGUGUGCCCCACCCCACUGAAAAAGAAACCACUCUGGUGCUGCUGGACACUGAGGGACUCGGAGAUGUGGACAAGGGGGACUCAAAGCAUGACACCAACAUCUUCUGUCUGGCUGUGUUACUGAGCAGCACUCUGGUAUACAACAGUCGAGGGACGAUUGACAACGAUGCUAUUCAGAAGCUGCACUAUGUUACUGAACUAACAGACUGUAUUAAAGUCAAAUCAUCAAAUGAGGAUGCUGACGAUUCAAUCGAGUUUGUGAAGUUCUUCCCUAGUUUCAUCUGGGCUGUAAGAGACUUCACCCUUGAGCUAAAGAUUGAUGACAAAGAUGCAACAGAGAAUGAAUACCUAGAAUUUGCUCUCAAGCUGAAACAUGGCACUGGGAAAAAAGUAAUGGAUUACAACCUACCGAGGGAGUGCAUCCAAAAGUUUUUCCCUUCAAGGACAUGCUUCACUUUCCCAUUUCCAACUGCUCCAGAGAAUGUAUCUCGCCUGGAGAGCUUAAAUCCUUCUGACCUUUCACCUGACUUCCUGAAGGUCACAGAUAGUUUCUGCCAGUUUGUCUUUCAGAAGAGCCAGACAAAGAAGCUGAAAGAAGGAUACACAGUCACUGGCAGGGUUCUGGGUAAUCUUGCAAAAACAUACGUGGACACCAUCUCGAGUGGGGCUGUGCCAUGUCUGGAGAACGCUGUGAUCGCUAUGGCAAAGAUUGAGAAUGAGGCUGCAGUGAAAGAAGGGCUUGAGGUCUACAAAAGUGGAAUGGAGAAGCUGAGGAACUCUUUCCCUCUGGAACUGAAGGAUGUGUCCUCAGAACACCAACAGCUCAGCAACCUGGCAACACAAACCUUCAUGAAGCGUUCAUUCAAGGACACUGAUGGGAAGUACCUAAAAUCUCUUGAGGAAGACAUUAAUAAUCUCUUUGAGGGAUACCUAGGCCUAAAUGAGCAAGCAUCGAAGAAGAGAUGUGAGGAUCUUCUGUCAUCCCUGACUGCACAAAUGACGGAAAACCUUAAGCAAGGGCUCUACGCCAAACCUGGUGGCUAUGAUCUCUUCUGCAAGGAUCUGGAGGACAUUGUGAAAAAAUAUAACAUCCAGGCCAAAAACAAAGUCAAGGCUGAAGAGGUCCUAGAGGAGUUUCUGAAGCAGAAGUCUGUUGAAUCUAAAGCCAUUUUGCAGGCUGACAAAAAACUAACUGAGAAAGAGAAAAAGAUUAAGGAGGAACAAGAGAAAGCAGCCCUCUUGAACCAGGAAAUCAAAGCUAAAGAGGAAAAGCAACGACAACUUGAGGCGAAGAUGGAAGCAGAGAAACGUAGUAAUGAAGAGAGAAUGAUACAGAUGAAACAGAAGAUGGAUGAAGAGAUGAAGCUUCAGAGAUUGGAAGCUGAGCGUGCCAUGGAAAGUAAACUGAAGGAGCAGGCGGCUCUGCUGGAGAAGGGCUUUAAGGACAAGGCAGACAUGAUGACCAGGGAGAUGGAGGAGUUCAAGAGACAGAGCUCUGAAGCUGAGAGUAAUCGAGCUAGAGAGUUUGCAAUGAUGAUGGAGAACUCCAACAAGAGACAUGAACAGACAAUGACCAUGAUGAUGCAGCAACACAGAGAACAAAUGAAAGCCAUACAAGAAAUGAAUGCACAGCCUAAAAGUAGAUGUCCCAUCAUGUAGAUGUAAUAAAUUAAAUGAUUGCCAGACAUCAUCACUCCUAAGAACUCUGGCUCGAACUUCUGAAGUCAGGAGUGAUGAUGUUACUGCGGCUGAGGUGCUGCAAAACUGAGCGCUCUUCCGCCAUACAUACAAUAUACUUCUUAUUUUGUGCCACCAUACUUACUCAUGUAACUACUCAUAAUGGCGCUUUUCCAUUGCAUAGUACCCCACUGUUUAGUUUAGUUUGGGUCGGGUCAGCUCACCUCACUUUGGCAUGGUUAGCUUUUCCAUCGAGUUUAGUAUCACUUCGCAGUGGGAGGGAUUAUAGGCAUGUCAUUAUAUUUGCGCUGCCUACUGCUGUGACAUCAUACACGUGAGAGCGUUGUACAUUCCCAUACAUUUAUUUAUUUCUUUGUCCACCACAAAUAGAUGUUUGCACAUUGCAUUUAUCACUACCUCUCGCUCACAUGACAGUUUCUGUUCAAACACCCGACCCGUGGCGUCAGUCGACGGCGCUCCGCUGAGCCUCAUUGAAGUUGCAUUUAAGCAUAUAAUGCUGACGUGCUAGUCGUGAAUGUUCCGCCACAAACUGCAAGUUUGGAAAAAACUGUUAUGGUGUCCCGGAUUCUCAACCUGUGGAUGUUUUUUGUGAGUUUGGGAACUUAUAGCAGAGCACAGAUGACAACAUUUUUGCUUGAGACAGCGCAAGCUAGCCUAGCACAGGUAAAGUUAAUCUACAUUAUAGCAAUGACACUGUAGUGACGAUUCUCUCAGACCAAUCAGUGACCUACAGUGUUUUCGUGUCACGUUUGGUAUCAGCCCUGGUCGCUUGGAACCCCAACCAAGGUGGUACGAAAAAAGUAUUGGGUUCUACGUACUGCACCCAAUGGAAAAGCUCCCAAAAGUAAGCUGACCCGACCCAAACUAAACCAAACUGUGAAGUACUAUGCUAUGGAAAAGCGCCAUAACAGUCUUUAAAUAGGGAAAACAUGGAAGUGUUUGGUGGCUUCUAAAUUCAUCCCUGUUUGAUCCUAAGGAAUGAAUGGAGCUUGGCUAAAUGGAUGCGUUUCACAAUGAUUAAGUGCAUGCAUUGAGAAAAGAGAGGUAUGUAUUAAUUCGUCUAAGUUGAGGGAAGUACAUAGUAAAAUAUUGAAAACUGGUUUUCCUUUAACAUGUUACAAAAAAGUUAAAUACAUACUGCAAAUGAAUACAAAAUAAAAUAAUUUAGUUGUACUAUUUCACUGUUAGUCAUUUUAUCAUUUAUUAAAAAAAUACAAAAUCGAAA
This is a messenger RNA of Paramisgurnus dabryanus, 3381 nucleotides long. The record is from RefSeq and is a predicted model, not a curated record. NCBI's taxonomy places the organism in Eukaryota, Metazoa, Chordata, Actinopteri, Cypriniformes, Cobitidae.